CAGCCGAGGAGCCGCUGUCACUCACCAUCACAAGAUGCCGAUGUGUCACGCCCACGUUCAAUGGCUGGCGGUCUUCAUGCUGGUGGCGGUCUUCCGCACCGGACUCUGCGAUCAGGACCGCAGUCGCCGCGUGGUCGCGGAGCACCAGCUGAUGCACGACCGCGGCCGCAACAUCCAGACCCUCAAGCGGCUCAUCUGGCUGUCCGGGGCCACGGAGGGUCUGCACACCGCCCGGACCCGCUCGGCGGCCUCGGGCCCGGGACCCCGAAAGGCCCCCGCCCCCGAGCCGAACCGCAACGCGGCUCCGGACCUCGCCGUCGCCGUCGACGACUACCGGCCCGUUCUGGCGCGCGACCUCCUCAGAAACUUCUUCAACAGUCUUUUUGUGACGCACGUGGCCGAGCGAGAGCCUUAAACCCAUUAAUACGGUGACUAGCAAAAGUCUACACACCCCUGUUUGAAUGCCAGGUUUUUGUGAUUUUGUGAUUUAAAGUCCCUCAAAUUAAACCAAAUCAGGUUCAAAUGUUCUAGUAGGCUUUUCCUGACAUUUGUGAAGUCGCAAUGUGACAAGAUUUGCCAGAAAUGACCUAGUAGCCCUAGAUAGUUCCCUAAAAUGUCCACAAAAAAAAUCCCUCUAUCGUGAUUUGGGAGGAAGGCUUGAGUGAAUGAUUGCGAAUGCAGUAAGUGCAUCAUUCCUUACUCCCAAUUAGCAAACGCGGAGUCUGGUCGGAACGGCCACUUCCGCCCGAGAACUUGGAAGAUCGGAUGACGGCUUCUGGAGAAGUUGAGUAUUUGCAAAAACACCCUUGAAAUGUCCCAAACGCGUGCAGGAAAAUGGGGAUUAUUAUUAUUUUUUUCUUUCACAAAAACCUGGCAUGUACAGCGGAACACAUUUGACAUUCGUAACUGUGACUUGUUGUUCAUUUUCCAUGCACACAUGCGACGGCCUCAUGCUAAUUGUCUACAUUAGUUGAAAAAUACUCCCCCCAAAAGAACAUCCUUAAGUUAUUCAACGUUAACGAUGCGAUUAAAUUGAGGAAAGUGAAAAUAAAAUGGAAUUUUUGAAAACAAACGCAAAGGCUAAAGGUUCAACGUGUAUGCAUGUAAUGUAUUUUUGGGUCAGAAUUUGGCUGCGUGUGAAUUCUGUAAACAAGACCUUCCUUCUACGUGCAAAUAUGCCGUAAUUUGUCAUCUUUGACACACAAGAAAUACAUCGCCGAUAUUCGAGAACGAUAUACGACGUGAUGAUUAUGUAAGUCUCUGUCAAUGUCUUUGUGUCUCCAAAGUGUUCUCCGCCCAUCGACUGUCUGUCGUCGUACUCGAGCGGCUCCGACGACCGGAGGCAAAUUCCUCGUGUGUUUUUUGGACAUACUUGACAAAAUAAAGAUGAUUCUGAUUCUGA
Messenger RNA from Phyllopteryx taeniolatus (common seadragon), 1402 nucleotides. It is a transcript of the gene pth4, whose product is annotated as parathyroid hormone 4. Lineage: Eukaryota; Metazoa; Chordata; Actinopteri; Syngnathiformes; Syngnathidae. Gene Ontology annotation, molecular function: hormone activity; peptide hormone receptor binding. The record is from RefSeq and is a predicted model, not a curated record. Gene Ontology annotation, cellular component: extracellular region. The transcript has 3 exons. Gene Ontology annotation, biological process: regulation of chondrocyte differentiation; bone mineralization; osteoblast development. The coding region runs from base 35 to 415 and encodes 126 amino acids.